This is a messenger RNA of Schizophyllum commune H4-8, 786 nucleotides long. RefSeq lists its product as uncharacterized. Lineage: Eukaryota; Fungi; Basidiomycota; Agaricomycetes; Agaricales; Schizophyllaceae. The transcript is spliced from 7 exons. The record is from RefSeq and is a predicted model, not a curated record. Bases 1 to 786 code for a protein of 261 amino acids.
AUGACUCCCGCCAUUACUUCCCUUCCCCUUCUGCUUCUCAAGUCCCCACUCAUUAAGCCUACGCUUGCGUCGUCUAUCCUUCGCGCCCUCUGCCCCCAUACUGGGAGCGGUCCAUUCGAAGCCCGCAGGGGCACGCGCGUCGUACGGCUCACGAGUGCGCGGCGCAACGUGUAUACCUACGAGAGUGAAGUUGCCAAGAACGGCGGUCUGGGGAGUAUCCAGAAGCGCCUCGGUCUUCCGACCGGCGCGGUCCCGGCGACACCCUCUGCGGAGGCAAACGAGGUGAAGGAUACUAACGUGAACGUGCGUCGACUGAAGCGCCGGCGAAUGUACAUGCUUGCUCACCUUGUCUUUCAAUCCAGCUAUCUCUCCCUAGCGGGAAGCGCGUCGCCAUACGGCGACUACAUGGGCGGUCCGCCGCUGUCGAGUACGCCAUCGUUGACGACGAGCGAGGGGGAUGAUGAUCAGUUUAAGUCUCUCACGGAUCUCGAGCCGCUCGCUUUCGACGAGGAAGGCGUACAAGACAAGCUCAAGUUCGACCUGGGUGAGAGUCUGAGGAGUGGACGAUGGCUCGACGAGGGCUUUAGGUUCCCUCUCGACAAUCCUUUGAGAGUGGGCGCGUCUGCGCAUCCUCUGAACGAGAAGGAGAUUAAGGAGCGACACGCGGAGCCGUCGAAGAUGAUGAUUCAGAGGGAGAAGGGGAAUGCUCGCAUGGUCUUAUGGGGAGACAGCACCGUUCUUAUGUCUCUCUCGGUUGCUCCCGCGUUCGGGACCCGGACGUUCUGA